This is a messenger RNA of Apiotrichum porosum, 1500 nucleotides long. RefSeq lists its product as uncharacterized. Gene Ontology annotation, molecular function: transmembrane transporter activity. Lineage: Eukaryota; Fungi; Basidiomycota; Tremellomycetes; Trichosporonales; Trichosporonaceae. The transcript is spliced from 8 exons. Gene Ontology annotation, biological process: transmembrane transport. The coding region runs from base 1 to 1500 and encodes 499 amino acids. Gene Ontology annotation, cellular component: membrane. The record is from RefSeq and is a predicted model, not a curated record.
AUGCCCGCGUACGACAAAGAGCAGCAGGCUGUCGACCACACGGAGCUGGGGCACGACUUUGACCUCGACGCUCCCCUCGACGACGAGGACCGCAAAGCCGAGCGCCGCAUUCUUUUGAAGCUUGAUGCUCUGAUCCUCCCUCUCACUGCUCUGCUAUACCUUUCAGCCUUCCUCGACCGUGGCAAUGCCGGAAACGCAAAGCUCCAAGGCCUCCUCGGCAUCCUUGGCGAGAAUGCCGACCACAAGUUCAGCAUCAUCUUGUCCAUGUUCUAUGUCACCUAUAUUACCUUCAACAUCCCCGGUAACAUCCUCGGUUCUGUGAUCCCACCAAACUGGGCCCUCGCACUCGGAGCUCUCAUCUGGGGAAUCGCGUCCUCUGCGCAAGCCGGUGCAACCAACUUUGCCGGGGUCGUCGUCUGCCGUCUGUUCAUUGGCCUUGGCGAGGCCGGUUUUGGCGCUGCCGUACCACUCUACUAUGGUCUGUGGUACCGACGUGAGGAGAUUGCUGUCCGCAUCUCGCUGUACUGCGGUGCGGGAUCGCUGGCUGGCGCUUUUGGCGGGUUGAUCGCAUAUGGCGUGAGCUUUAUCCAGUCGCCCAUCGCCACCUGGCGCAUCCUGUUCAUGAUUGAGGGUCUGCCCACGAUCCUCCUCGCCGUGGUCAUCUUCGUCUUCCUGCCGAGCACGCCGGAAAAGUCGCGAUUCAUCACGGAAACGGAGCGUGCGGUCAUCAAACGCCGCCUGUACGACCGCGGUGUGUCGCAUAUGCACACUUUUGACCGCUCGGCCUUCCCGCGCGUGUUCAAAACCCACACGACCUACCUCAACGGGCUCAUCUACCUUGGUCUCAACCUCAGUCUCGGCUCCGUGUCGGGUUUCUUGCCGACCAUCGUCAAGUCGUUUGGCUACACAAACUCGCGCGCGCAGCUGUUCACCGUCCCGCCUUAUGCUGUCGCCUUUGUCGGAACGAUCCUGUGCUCGUACCUGUCCGACCGCGUGCGCUCGCGUGGACCGUUUGUGAUCACCUUGAUGCUCCUCAGCGCCAUCGGGUUUGCCAUUCUCCUCGGUGUUCCGCAUAACAACAGCGCGCGCUACUUUGCCACCUUUUUGGUUGUACUGGGUGCCUUUUCCAACAUUCCGCUCAUGCUCUCGUGGGCUGCCAACACGGCCGGAAGCCACUCGGCAGCGGCCGUCCGUCUUGGCUUUAUGAACUCGGUUGGCCAGUGCUUCUCCAUUCUCGCGUCGUUCAUCUUCCCUGCGGCAGAGGCACCACACUGGUACAAGGGCUUCGCCCUCAACUUGACCUUCAAUGUGGUGGCCGCUCUGACUGCCAUUUACCUGACCAUCUACUACCGUCGAGAGAACGCCAAGCGCGAUGCCAGCGAGGCCGAGGUCGCCGAGGCUGUCCACGAGGAGGAGCACGAGAAGGGCGGCGGGGCCGGCCAAGUCGAGGUGCCACCCAACCUCCACGACCUGGCUCCUGGGUUCCGUUACUUUACCUAG